Molecule: messenger RNA, 2193 nt
Organism: Oreochromis niloticus (Nile tilapia)
Lineage: Eukaryota; Metazoa; Chordata; Actinopteri; Cichliformes; Cichlidae
Product: 5-hydroxytryptamine receptor 3C-like
Exons: 12
Coding region: 26-1987 (653 amino acids)
Biological process (GO): monoatomic ion transmembrane transport
Cellular component (GO): membrane
Molecular function (GO): extracellular ligand-gated monoatomic ion channel activity; transmembrane signaling receptor activity
Source: RefSeq, a predicted model, not a curated record
GAUUAGAUUGAGGUGCCGGGCCACUAUGUAUAUGGUAAACAUCCUGCUGCCCAGCUGCUUUCUCAUCACAGUCUACCUCUUCAGCUUCCUGCUGCUUCCACAGAGCGUGGACAGGUCCACCUUCAAGAUGACCCUCAUCCUCGGCCACACCGUCUUCCCGCUGAUCAUGAAUGACCUGCUGCCGGUCACUGGAAACACCAUACCCCUGAUAUACGUGUUCUUUUCCAUCUGCCUGGCUCUGAUGGUGGCCAGUUUGCUGGAAAUAAACCCCAUCACCAACCUGCUGUGUGGGUCUGCUGACUUCUCUCCUGUCCCUCACUGGAUCCGAGUCCUCACGCAACUUCUGGGAUUUCUUGUUUCCAUGGCACCAAUGAAUAAGAAAUCAAGAGCUUCGGAAAUAGACCUUAAGACCACAACUGCUGUGGAAAAUAUUGAAGAUUAUGAAGAGCCUCAAGAGAAAAAUGGGCCUGGAGUGGAGGACGGGGCUGUGCAGGAGCUAAAGAAAGUGGGCAAGGACCUCCAGGACAUCCACCUGGAGGUCAACCAAGGCUCAGAGGAGUGGAUGCAGUGCUGCUCGCUGAAAGUCAGGCCUUCAAAGCUUCUAUUAAUCUUCAUCUCUCUGCUCAUGCAUGCUCAGUACGGCUCCACCAUGCUGAACUGCUCCAACCCUGAUACACCGUCAACGCUGGAGGCUCUUUCGCCAAUCUUCAACCUGAACGCCAUUCGACCUGUGGUGAACAUAACAACAGUCACUAACGUUGGCCUUUUCUUAACUGUGUUUGGCAUUAUGGGAGUGGAUGAGAAAGCCCAGCUCCUUACAACAUUUCUAUGGCAAGAUGUUCAAUGGGAAAAUGAAUUCACCAAGUGGGACCCAGAAAACUGUGGAACUAGUCGGAUUUCAAUUCCAAGAACAAAUCUCUGGGUACCAGAUAUUGUAAUCAAUGAAAUCAUGGAUGAAAACACAGCUCCAAAGGUCCCAUAUACCUACCUGCUUUCUAAUGGCAUUGUGAGGGAUUCACAGCCUGUCAAAGCUGUCACCUCGUGCAGGCUUGACAUCUACUUGUUUCCAUUUGACAUUCAGAACUGCACUUUAACCUUCAACUCAUUCACACUCAAGAGUAAUGCUCUGCAGCUUUAUCUGACAGGGACUUCAGAGAUGAUGUUUGAAAACUCUAAAUCAAUGAUGGCAACCAAGGGUGAAUGGGAAUUAAUAGGAAUUGCAGCAAAGAAAUACACACUACCGUCUACAGUAUCGGGCUUUUAUGAUGAAAUUCGCUUCCAAAUCUCAUUGCGGCGCCAGGCCAUGCUGUACAUAGUGAACCUCCUGCUCCCCAGCUGCUUCCUCAUCACUGUGGACCUCUUCAGCUUCCUCCUGCCUCCCAAUGAUGUCGACCGCUCUUUGUUCAAGAUGACACUAAUCCUGGGCUACACCGUCUUCCUGCUCAUAAUGAAUGAUCUGCUGCCUGUUACUGGAAAUGCCAUACCUCUCAUAAACGUUUUCCUGUCUAUGUGCCUGACUAUGAUGGUGGGCAGUCUACUGGAAACUAUUGUCGUUACAAGCUUCCUGCAUGGUUCCUCUAACUAUUCUCGAGCUCCUCGUUGGAUCAGAGUGCUUUUUCUUAAAAUCCUGGGUCGACUAGUAUGCCUUCCUCAAAAGCCCAGAGAUCGAAACGACACAGUGAUCCAAAAUCCGGUCACACAGGAAAUGCCAAUCUACUCUCCAGUGACAGAGGAAUCCAAGACUCUGGAGCAGAAGGGGCCACUGAGUGAGGACAAAGCCCUGCAAGAGCUGUGGAGCCUGGGCAGAGUCCUCCAGGCCAUCCGCCUUCAGGUGGAGCAGCAUCUGAGCAAAAGCCUGAGCACAGAGGAAUGGAUCCAGAUAGGUUUAAUCAUAGACCGCCUGCUGUUCAUCCUUUACAUCAUCUUCAUAACAGUCAGCUUCAUUACCAUCAUCAUUAUCUGGGUGGUUUCAUACAAUGCAGCCUAAUGUAACUUUUUAGCUUGUCUUCUUUAAACUCUUUGUAUACAUUGAAAUGCUUUACCCUGUUCUGUAAUUUUAGUAUGCCAAUUAUGCAAAUACAUAUAUAACAGAGCCCUAUUUUCCAACAAAACCCUUCAUCUGUCUUAUAUUUUCAUCACUUUAUGAACCAAAAAGCAAAUUAGACAAGAAACUUUAAAGUCCAGAUAAUUACG